This is a messenger RNA of Solenopsis invicta (red fire ant), 1130 nucleotides long. It is a transcript of the gene mRpL15, whose product is annotated as 39S ribosomal protein L15, mitochondrial. Gene Ontology annotation, biological process: translation. The record is from RefSeq and is a predicted model, not a curated record. Lineage: Eukaryota; Metazoa; Arthropoda; Insecta; Hymenoptera; Formicidae. Gene Ontology annotation, molecular function: structural constituent of ribosome. The transcript is spliced from 5 exons. Gene Ontology annotation, cellular component: mitochondrial large ribosomal subunit. Bases 177 to 1061 code for a protein of 294 amino acids.
UUUAUACAUCGAAUGCGCCUUCGAUAUUAAUCGAUACUGCCUAUUUCAGGCGGAUGUCGGAUCGCCGUGUUUUUGUUAGGUUAGGAAAUCGUCAAUUUCUCAAGAUCAGUGUACACGUUUAUUAAAUGCGAUUUUACUAUUAAAAGAUUGUUUAAAGACGAAUCACUAACACGGGUAUGGCUGGGAAGCAAGGAAAAGAUUUGGCGUUGUCUAUGUUGAGGGUGUUACCUAGAUUGUCAUUAGCGAACAUCCGAGAUAAUCCUGAGGCCAAAAAGUCAAAGAAACGUGGUAGAGGUCAACAUGGUGGUAAUAAGCAUGGUGCUGGAAACAAGGGCUCUGGCCAAAGACAGAAUUAUAUGCGUGUAGGUUACGAAACUGGGAAUACCCCAUUUUAUCUAAGGUUCGGCUAUGAGCCUUACUACAAGGGACAUCACUUAAGACGAGAAUAUCCACCUCUCUCUUUAAAAACACUGCAGUCAUAUAUUGACACAAAUCGAUUGGAUAUCAGUAAACCAGUCGAUCUCAUAUCAUUGAUAAACACUGGUCUAUACAAUAUAAAUGUGCAUUGGAAACAUGCCGGAGUUCAUUUGACAGAUGAGGGAGCACAUUGCUUUAAAGCAAAAUUAAACAUAGAGGUGCAGUGGGCAAGUGAGCCUGUAAUCGCCGCGAUUGAAAGAAAUGGUGGUGUAAUUACAACCGCAUACUACGAUCCAAACUGCCUUCACGCUAUGUGCGAUACAGAACAAUUUUUCAAAAGAGGUGAACCGAUACCACGUAGGUUACUGCCGCCGACAGAUUGCUUAGAAUAUUAUUCCAGUGCUGCUAUGAGGGGAUACUUGGCCGAUCCUGAGAAGAUUUCUCAGGAACGGCUGGUGCUGGCACAGAAGUAUGGUUAUGAAUUACCAAAAAUCGAGGAUGAUCCUAAUUACGAGAUGUUGUGCGAGCGCAAAGAUCCGCGGCAAUUGUUUUGCGGUUUAGAACCAGGCUGGGUGAUCAGUCUGCAAGAUAAAAUGAUACUGAAACCGAAGGCCGAUUAUUUGAAAGAGUUUUAUGCGAGCUGAGACAAAGGACAAAAAUGCGUACAAGCGAUGUGAAUAAAUUAGAUAUAAUAAAUAAUACUUAUGUCGAUA